Alternaria ethzedia is the source of this 1341-nucleotide messenger RNA. RefSeq lists its product as uncharacterized. The transcript has 3 exons. Gene Ontology annotation, molecular function: hydrolase activity, hydrolyzing O-glycosyl compounds; glycosyltransferase activity. The coding region runs from base 1 to 1341 and encodes 446 amino acids. Gene Ontology annotation, biological process: carbohydrate metabolic process; fungal-type cell wall organization. Lineage: Eukaryota; Fungi; Ascomycota; Dothideomycetes; Pleosporales; Pleosporaceae. Gene Ontology annotation, cellular component: fungal-type cell wall. The record is from RefSeq and is a predicted model, not a curated record.
AUGGUACGAAGUCUGCUGUCCGCCGCCUUUACGGCGACAGUACUGGUAGGCACAGCGCUUGCCGGAGCAAAAUGCACAAAGGAUAGCCACUGUCCUCAGGACACGCCCUGCUGCUCUCUAUAUGGCGACUGCGGUGUCGGCGCUUUCUGCCUCGGUGGCUGCGAUCCCCUCAUGUCACACAGCUUCGACUCGUGCGUUCCCGGUCCCGUAUGCAAAUCCGGAAAAUACACACUAGACAACCUCGACGACGUGCAGACCAUCGACAAGUACCUCGGCGAUGCCUCCAAGAUCAACUGGCAGUCGCAGGGCAUGCCCACCAUAUACACAGACCCCAAGACCAAGGAGAAGUCAACGCUCUUGACUAUGGCGCAAGGGACAGUCGGGACACUACUGGCAUCUACCUACUACGUUUGGUAUGGCAAGAUCUGCUCCAAGCUUUCCACGGCACAGGGCAAGGGUGUCGUCACUGCCUUCAUUCUUAUGUCGGAUGUUAAGGACGAGAUCGACUUUGAGUGGGUUGGCGUGGACACAAGCCACGUGCAGUCCAACUUCUACUCGCAGGGUGUCACAGUGUACACCAACGGCGAGAACCUUACUGUACCGGACGCGAACACGGUCGAGACCAUGCACGAAUACUGCGUUGACUGGAAGGAAGACACCCUGAUAUGGUCCAUCAACGGCAAGGAACAACGCAGACUCGAGCGCUCCGACACAUGGAACAAGACAUCCGGCCGCUUCGACUACCCCCAGACACCCGCGCGCAUCAUGCUUUCUCUCUGGCCUGCCGGUCUGCCUUCGAACGAAAAGGGUACCAUUGAGUGGGCGGGCGGAGAGAUCGACUGGAACUCGCCCUACAUGACCAACGGAUACUACGCCGCCCGCUUCUCGGAAGUCACCGUCGAGUGCUACGACCCACCGGAGGGUGCGCAGAUCAAGGGAAAGAAGACCUACAAGUACACGGAUGAAGCCGGUACUAACAACACCGUCGCCAUCACAGACGAUUUAGUCGUUCUGGGCUCGCUCAUGGGCACCGGCGAGAACCCAGGAGAGGCCAAGGACAAAGACGACGAUUCCAAGGCCACCGACGUUGCCAUGGUACCUGGCGGUAACCCUGGAGGUGGCGCUGGACGAGAAGUCGCCGAGACAUCAGCUGCCGUACAACCAAACUCGCCUGCGCAAGAGACAGGUUCGUCUGGAAGCGGCGCCACCGCUGAAGGCCAGUUCGUUCAAGGUACAACUGGCAGCACUGGUGCUGGAUCCGUCAUUCAGCCCGGCCUCGGACGCAUGGGAGGAUCCGUCUUCGCCAUCAUUGUCGCCAUCAUGGGCUUGAUCGCGUUAUAA